CUCCCCUAGUCUCCUACUGCUCUCCUCCCCCAACCUAACGUUCACCUCCCUAUUUAUUUCCGAGCUCCGCUUCUCUCUCCUCCCGUGCAUCCGCGCCGCGCCCCGACCCCAAGCCCAUGUCCUCUACCUGAGCGCCUCACAAAUCCAAUCCCACUUCUCUGUCUGAGUCCGACCUCGCCGCCGUCUCGUCGCUCCUCCCGGCUUCCCCCGCCGAUUCGGUUCCGGAACCGCGUUUUUCUCGGCUGCUUGUUGCUUUAUAAUUACUGGUAGGUCGUCGAUUUUUGCCCGCUGAUGGUGGCGAGGAUGAUGCGGUGGCCGCGGCCGCCGGCGGCGCGCAAGUUCCGGGUGCGGCUGGUGGUGCGGCGGGCGGAGGGGUUGCCGCUGCCUGCGCCUGCGGUGGAGCCGGCCUCGCCGGAGCGGGAGGCGGCGGGCGCCGCGCCGCCGAGGGCCGUCGCGGCGGAGGUGAGGUGGAAGGGGCCCAGGGCGUCGGCGCUGGGCUCGCUGCGGCGCGCCGCGGUCAGGCGCAACCGCACGCGGGAGGAGGCGGAGGCGGCGUGGGAGGAGGAGUUCGAGAGCGUCGUCACGCUCGCGGCCGCGUCGCAGCGGGAGGGCGCCGCGUUCCAGCCCUGGGAGCUCGCCUUCUGCGUCUUCAGCGACAUCAACAUAGGGGCAAAGAAUAAACCAUCAAUUCUGGGAACUGCUUCUCUCAACCUAGCAGACUAUGCAUCAGCAGCUGAGGAGGUGAUUGAGAUAAUUCUCCCAUUGUCUGUACCUGGUGGUGAACCUGAAUCAGCCCCAUCCCUUCACCUCACUCUAAGUAUGGUGGAACUAAGAGCUGUUCAAGAAACGUCCGAUGCAUCACAACGACCUGCUGCAACCUUUCCAUUGUCCCCAUCAUCUGGUGAUUCUCUUCCUGGAGGAAAAGAUGAGGUUUCAGUUAUCAAAGCAGGGCUGAGGAAAGUAAAAAUUCUCACAGAUCUGGUGGCGACACGAAGGUCCAAGAAGACUUGCCAAGAUGAUGAAGGCGGCGAAGAUAAGUUCUGUGUUAACAGUGAUGGUGCUGAAUAUCCAUGUGAUACUGAGUCUCUCGAUGACGAUCUGGAUGACAGAGUACAGGAAGAUGAAAUUGGGGAUUCAACUAUCAGGAAGUCCUUCAGUUAUGGAUCGCUGCAGUCUGUCAACUAUGUCGGUGGCCUAGUUUAUGCCCAUGCAAAGAUUGAUGGGGAGCAUGAGGACUGGAUAUAUUAUAGUCACCGAAAAUCUGAUGUCGGUUAUCAUGUAGAGAAAAUGUUGCCAUCGACCACUGAGGAGACUGUGUUGCCAACUGCUAAACGGAGUAUACUUCCUUGGAGGAAGAGGAAAUUGAGUUUAAGAUCACUGAAGGCUAAAGGUGAACCUCUGUUGAAGAAGGCAUAUGGGGAAGAGGGAGGUGAUGAUAUUGACUAUGAUCGACGCCUGCUAACCUCUUCUGAUCAAUCUGUUUCAGAGGGAUCAAGAGCUGAAGAUGGAUCAGCAAAUGGUAUGGUGUCAGAAUUUGGUGAUGAUAAUUUUAUUGUGGGGAAUUGGGAGUUCAAGGAGAUAAUCAGCCGUGAUGGCCAUAUGAAACUUUCGUCCCAGGUGUUCUUUGCAUCAAUAGACCAGAGAAGUGAGCGAGCAGCUGGGGAGAGUGCAUGUACAGCACUUGUGGCUGUUAUUGCAGACUGGUUCCAGGCAAAUCGGAAUAUGAUGCCUAUUCAGUCACAGUUUGACAGCCUUAUCCGUGAAGGAUCACUAGAGUGGAGAAACCUUUGUGAGAACGAGACAUAUAGAGAGCGCUUUCCUGAUAAGCACUUUGAUCUUGAAACUGUCCUUCAUGCCAAGAUUCGCCCACUGACAGUCUCCCCAAGCAAAUCUUUUAUUGGAUUCUUCCAGCCUGAAGGCGAUGAGGACAUGGGCGGUUUUGACUUUCUUAAUGGCGCCAUGUCAUUUGACAGCAUCUGGGAUGAGAUUACCCAGGCGGCAGAGUUCUCAUCUAGUGACAACCCUAACCUAUACAUAGUGAGUUGGAAUGACCACUUUUUUCUCCUCAAGGUUGAGCAUGAUGCAUAUUACAUUAUCGAUACCCUUGGAGAGAGGCUCCAUGAAGGGUGCAGCCAGGCAUACAUUUUGAAGUUUGACAACACUACCACGAUUCACAAGGUACAGGCUGAAAAGAAACCUUCUAGCCCCGACUCAAGCGGACCAUCAAAGGAUUCUUCAGGUCCUGAGAGCUCUUCAACUGACCAGGACAGUGAGAAUGAUAUUGGAGAGGACAUCCUUGUGUCCAAGGGCAAAGAAUCAUGCAAAGAAUACAUCAAGAGUUUCUUGGCAGCCAUACCAAUCCGGGAACUACAGGUAGACAUCAAGAAAGGACUGAUGGCAUCAACCCCGUUGCACCAUCGCCUCCAAAUUGAGUUCCACUACACCCAAUCUUCCCCAAAAGAGAUUGCAUCCGCCCCUCAGCUUCUUGCCACCGAUGCCCCUUUUGAGUUCUCAUGGCCUGAGGCAACACCAACGAUGGAAGUUGCGCUAACACCUGUAGUCUCCGUUGUAUAGCUUGUUGCCAUGGGUGGCUGAGACACGACAACAGUCUGCCCUGAUGUUCAACAUCAAGAGCCUCUUUUUCCUUGAGCCGUGGUAUGACGCAGAACCUAGAUGAAGACUUAGUCCCUUUUCUGUUUGUACUAAUUUAUCUAGUAUGAACUGACCCAGGCAUAGCCGCAUAGGAGCAUUCCGCCUGAAUUUUGUAUAGAGGUGUAUGCUCCUAUCUUCCCUCAUCUGCUGCUUUGUAAUCUUUUGGAGCCUUGUAUGACUAAUCAAUGAGAAAUGUCCCCCCUGUUAUAAUGAACUACGGGCCUGUUUAUCUGUA
Setaria italica (foxtail millet) is the source of this 2887-nucleotide messenger RNA. RefSeq lists its product as uncharacterized. The transcript has 4 exons. The record is from RefSeq and is a predicted model, not a curated record. Lineage: Eukaryota; Viridiplantae; Streptophyta; Magnoliopsida; Poales; Poaceae. The coding region runs from base 292 to 2574 and encodes 760 amino acids.